Messenger RNA from Notolabrus celidotus (New Zealand spotty), 1517 nucleotides. RefSeq names its product leptin-like. The transcript is spliced from 2 exons. Lineage: Eukaryota; Metazoa; Chordata; Actinopteri; Labriformes; Labridae. The record is from RefSeq and is a predicted model, not a curated record. The coding region runs from base 291 to 881 and encodes 196 amino acids.
UUUUAUGUCUUGCAGUUGAAGUUCUUUUUAGAAGCUUAAUCCUUCUCCGUCUAUUCGUCCUGAGCAUGCAGCAGAGUCUGGGAUUGUUUGCUAAUUCAGUGAUCUUUGUACCUGUUACACAGUCAUAAAAAAUCACAGGUGUCUCUAUCACAGAUAUUUCCUGCCACUGACAAACAUAUUGAGUAAUUUACUGGAAGGAAAUGUGUUUGUGUACAAAUGAUGACAUGCAGACAUGAACUCAUGCUUGAUGUCUCAGAGAGAUGACACAAAAAUGAAACCACAUGUGAGAGAUGGAUUCCUGCUAUUUAAAAGAAGGAAAAGCUAAUAAUGUCAAUCUUUCUUCUUCUCUUAAGGACACCAGCCAGAAUUAUUUACACCUGCAAAACACUACAAACAUGCACUACACUCUGGCUCUUCUGUUUUCUCUACUGCAACUCCUGACUGUGUGUACGGCUGCUCCUCUGUCAGUAGAGGUGGUGAAGAUGAAGUCAAAAGUGAAAUGGAUGGCUGAACAGCUGGUGGUCAGACUGAACAAAGACUUUCAGGUCCCUGAUGGCCUGACCAUCGAUCAGACUGCUUAUGACCUGAAUGGACCAGCCUCUAUAGUGACCAUCUUGGAGGGCUAUAACAGUCUGAUCUCAGACAGCUUUGAUGGAGUCUCCCAGGUCAAAUUUGAAAUCUCUUCACUGGCAGGUUACCUCGACCACUGGAGGCAGGGACACUGUAGCGUGCAGCCAUCAAAGCCUUCACUACCCGAACGUCUACAAGAGCUGCAGAGUCGUAAGGAGUUCAUUCACACAGUGAGCAUGGAGGCUCUCAUGAGAGUGAAGGAGUUUCUCAGUUUGCUGCUGAAGAAUCUGGACCAUCUUGAGACUUGCUAAAAGACUGUAAAUAGAAGCAAUACUUGUGAGUUGUUGAGCAAUUUUGCAUAAGUGAUGUCUGACUGCACCCUCCCGGGUCAUGUUAGACUUGAGUGAUGUUUUUUUAAAUAUGCAUUUAUUUAUAUACAUAUUUAUUUAUACAUUGUUUUAAGGAAAAUGUGUAUUUUUUAAUUGACAUUAAUUUUUUCACCAGAAUGUUCAUAGCAUGUGUUUUAAAAGGACUAUUUAUCAGCCAAAUGAUCUGUGCUUAGCAUACAAAGAUAAAUCAUAUGAACAAAUGUGUUUUAACUCCUCCCUGUGACAUGCCAACAGCCUUAAGUAAAAAUUUAUUGAUUUAUAUUUGAUUCAAACGCUGAGUCAGCCAGCGGAAACAUCACAAUAAGCAGUUGUCAUCUCUGGAAUUUCCUGAAAACCAGGGAGAAACUUGCCAAAUAUAACACAGGUGUUGGUAUGAGGUUGUCACAGUCAGGAGGGGCAAAGGGCAACUUCUAUUGCAGGUCAAUAUCAUCAGCUCUCCCAAAAUUGCUAUUUAUAUUUGUGGAUGAAAUUGUGUAUAUUUUUGUACAGCUGCUUGUAUUUUUUAUUUCUUGAUAAAAACUGAAUAAAUAUUUAAUACAAAAAGUUAAGAGACAUAUG